Molecule: messenger RNA, 642 nt
Organism: Bolinopsis microptera
Lineage: Eukaryota; Metazoa; Ctenophora; Tentaculata; Lobata; Bolinopsidae
Product: kelch-like protein 18
Exons: 5
Coding region: 22-642 (206 amino acids)
Molecular function (GO): protein binding
Source: RefSeq, a predicted model, not a curated record
UUCAUAAACGUUUAGGAUUGUAUGACUCAGCCUACAUCUAAAGUGGCCCUUGAAGUUAAUCUUGAUGACGACAAUGAUUCUAUGGGACAGCAAACAAACAUUGAACCACUUCAAUCGCUGUCUUUAGCUGGGAGUAACGAGAUGGGUGAGAUGGCCUCUUUUGUCUAUAAGGAGCCUAAUAGCUCUCAGAGUCUUUUGGAUACCUUGUCAGAUUUUAAAGAAAAGGAUUUGCUCUGCGAUGUGGUUGUGGUGACAGGAACAACAAAGUUUUCCUGUCAUAAGGUAAUACUAGCAGCCAGGUCUCGGUACUUCAACAGCAUGUUUCUUUCUGGCAUGACUGAGUGCAAUCAAGAAGAAAUCGAAAUAAAAGGAGUAAGCCCAGAGAUAAUGUCGAUACUGAUAGACUACACAUACACGGGCCAGGUCACUAUAGAUGUGUACAACGUCCAGGAACUGGUGUUGGCAGCUGAUCGCUUGUCUUUUAUCAGUAUGAGGGGAGUCACCGGGGGAGUCACCACCGUCACCGGGGGUGUCACCACCGUCACCGGGGGUGUCACCACUGUCAUCUCCAGCCAGGACCAGAGGAAGGAGAAACAGCAGUUUAACUAUCAUCAUUCUGUGGUAGUUAAUGUGAACAAAUGA